AUGCUUCCCCUUGGAAGCCUUAAAUCAACCUUGGCCGGCCUGACUGGCCUGGCUGUCGUCCUGUUGGGACUGUCCACUGUCAAUGGCCUCCCUACAAAAAACCCUCUCACCCGCAUCCUCGCCCAAGACGGCCACGGCGUCAGGACUGUCUCGGCAUCAAACACCACCACCACAAACACCACCACCCGCGGCAUUGUGCGCCGGGCAGAAAAGGGGCCCGAGAACGACCAUGACACACACAUCUCUCUCAUCAACGCCACGCCGUACCGCUGGCGCAAGGUGUUCAACAGCUCGUACCAGCUUGAUGGCUGGGAGCACAGAUGGCCCGAAUACAUCAGGCCCGGACAGUCCGUCACCGUCCGCGUCAACCUGAACGGCUACGGCCUUCGCAACCGCGGCGACUCGGCCGCCGAAGCCACCUACGCGCUCGAGGGCACCAAGCUGGCCUCGUCGCUUCAAGUGCAGUACCGGUCUGGCAUCCCCCACCGGGUCUACAUCCAGUUCCGGGACGAGCUGCAGACCCUGAACAACGCAAGGGGCACGGAGCACAAUCUCGGCUUCAGCCGCACGCCCGGCGGCGUGGGCUUCGUGCUCGCCGGCCGCGAGGGAGACUUCAUCUCCAACGACCCGCCGCUGCAGUGGAUGCAGAGCCAGCUCGCGGAAAUCGGGGAGCUGCCGCUGCGCGAAAUCUCCAUGCCGAGAUCGCACCACGCAGGCCUGUGGAAGUGCGAGGAGGUCGUGGGCGUCGCGCAGCCGCGCAACACGCAGACCCACCGUCUGCCGCUCUACGACCAGCUGGGCAACGGGGGCAUUCGCGUCCUCGACGUCCGCCCGGUCAGGAAGCACGGCAAGUUUCGCGAGAGCCACGGCUCCUUCGUGGGGGGCCUGUACAACGGCAUGCUGGGGGCUACUCUCAAAGAAAUGGUUGCCGUUCUCAACAGCUACAUGCGCGACUAUCCGGGAGAGCUCUACAUCUGGGACAUCCACGAGGGCGACGCCCGCAACGGCGACCACGGCUUCCGAGCCGUGGAUGACGAUGACCGACUCGCUCUGUACACGGAGCUCAUGGGCCUCGACUCGAGAGCAAAUGUCUCGGACGGCGAGGACCUCACCCGCCGUCCGUUGAGCUACUUUGUCCAGCCGGAGCAGGUGCGCAACGGCCAGUCAACCGUGCUGAUACGCCUCCCCACCUCGUGGGCGACCAAGAAGCACUUCCCUGGCGCCCAGCACGGGUUCGUCUCGGGCAUCAACUUCCCGCUCAGAUCGCACUGGUCCGAAACAAACAAGGAGAAGCAGAUGGUGGCGGACCAGAUUGAGAGCCUGAAGCAGGCCAGGCCGUCCCGGGGGGCCGAGAUGUUCAACAUGGACUGGCUGCUCACCCAGAAGGGCGCUCAGGCGGCCUUCCCGAUGGCGCUGGAGUCCAUCAUCGAGAUGAGUGGCGGCGCGUGGAAGACGCUGUACGGCGAAGGGUUCUGGAACCAGCUCAGUGACUCAACCUACCCCAACAUGAUCACCAUGGAUGACAUCCACGGCAACCAACAAAAGGCCAUGGCCAUGGUGAUUAACAAGUGCCUGGCGGCACGGAGGUGCGGCGAUCUUGGGGGCAUGGUGAAGAUGGAGCCAGAGGAGACCGUUUCGUCUGAUCAGUGA
Messenger RNA from Ustilaginoidea virens, 1650 nucleotides. RefSeq lists its product as uncharacterized. The transcript has a single exon. Bases 1 to 1650 code for a protein of 549 amino acids. Gene Ontology annotation, biological process: lipid metabolic process. Gene Ontology annotation, molecular function: phosphoric diester hydrolase activity. Lineage: Eukaryota; Fungi; Ascomycota; Sordariomycetes; Hypocreales; Clavicipitaceae. The record is from RefSeq and is a predicted model, not a curated record.